Molecule: messenger RNA, 2329 nt
Organism: Phyllopteryx taeniolatus (common seadragon)
Lineage: Eukaryota; Metazoa; Chordata; Actinopteri; Syngnathiformes; Syngnathidae
Gene: med15
Product: mediator complex subunit 15
Exons: 18
Coding region: 169-2262 (697 amino acids)
Biological process (GO): regulation of DNA-templated transcription
Molecular function (GO): transcription coregulator activity
Source: RefSeq, a predicted model, not a curated record
GCGCGGAAGAAGAAGAAGAAGAAGAAGAAGAAGGAGGAGAAGACGAAGUAGAAGUAGAAGAAGACGCCGCCGCCGCCGCCGUCGUCGUCGUCGUCGUCUGGCUUAUUAAAUUAACAUUUUUCAUCUCAGACGCGUUCUAUUAACUUAUUGUUCCGGCCCGUCUUCGCCAUGGAGGUUCCGGGACCCGACAGCGACUGGAGGAGUCCUCAGUUCAGACAGAAAGUCGUCGCUCAAAUCGAGGAGGCCAUGAGGAAGGCGGGAAGCGGACAUAACAAGUCCAGCACGGACAUGGAGAACCACGUUUACGUCAAAGCAAAGUCCAGAGAGGAGUAUCUGUCCCUGGUGGCCCGGCUGAUCAUCCACUACCGCGACAUCCACAAGAAAACCCUGGGAGGUCCAGAUCCCAUCAAUGCCCUGACUAACCUGACGGGCGUCGGAGGGGGCCCGGGCCCCGUCGGCAUGGGACCCCGCCCCGCCGGUGCCCCCAUGGGGGCCAUGGCGCAGAUAGGCCAGCACGCCAUGCCCGGGGUGUCUGGAAACCCGCAACCCUUGGGGGGUUCCGCCCAGUUGUCCAUGCAGCAGCAGCAGCAGAACUUGCAGUUCCAACAGUUCCAGGCUCAGCAGCAGCAGUUCCAGGUUCAGCAGCAGUUGAGAGCCCAGCAGCAGCAGAACCAGCAGCAGCAGAACCAGAUGCAUCAGUCCAGGAUGCAGCAGCAGCAGCAGCAGCAGAUGGUGCAGUUGCAGCUGCAGCAGCAGCAGCAGCAGCACGCGCAGGCGCAGGCGCAGGCGCAGGCGCAGUCCAUCCAGCACAUGGUCCAGCAGCAGCAGGCGCAGCCGGGCCCCAUGCAGCCGCUCCUGCAGCAGCAGCAACAGGCCGCCAUGGUGCCGCAGUCUCUGGCCGCGCAGAUGGCGCCCGCUCCCCAGCACGUCCCCAUCAACUCGCUGAGUCAGCAGCAGCACCAGCUCAAGAUGCAGCAGGCCUUCCAGGUCCGGGCGGCGUUGCAGCAACAACAACAGCAGCAGGCGGCGGCCGUGCAGGCGCAGAUGGCCGCCGCGUCAGGACAGCUGGUGCGACCCAACAUGCAGAUGCCGGCCCGGCUGGCCCGCCCCCCCCCCGGCCCCGUCCAUCCCACCCCCCAACGCCGCCGUAACUGGCCCGUCGGUCAUCCGGUCGGUUCGUCCCGGCAGGCGCAGCAGCACGCGAUGAUGUCGUCGCCGUCGCCCGUGCAGGUCCAGACCCCCCAGUCCAUGCCUCCGCCCCCUCAGCCCUCUCCUCAGCCUCCCGCUUCGCAGCCCAACUCGGCCAGCUCUGGUCCCACGCCGUCUCCGGGCGGGUUCCAGCCCAGCCCGUCCCCCCAGCCCUCACAAAGUCCCUCAACCGCCAGGACGCCCCAGAACUAUGGAGUCCCCUCCCCUGGCCCGCUCAGCACUCCAGGAAACCCGAGCUCUGUGAUGAGUCCGGCAGGAGCGGCGUCCCAGGAGGACCAGCAGUACAUGGAGAAACUCAAACAACUUUCCAAAUACAUCGAGCCACUACGCCGCAUGAUCAACAAGAUUGACAAGAACGAAGAACGGAAGAAGGACCUCAGCAAGAUGAAGAGUCUCCUCAACAUCCUCACGGACCCCAACACCAGGUGCCCUCUGAAGACUCUGCAGAAGUGCGAGAUCGCGCUGGAGAAGCUGAAGAACGACAUGGCCGUGCCCACCCCCCCGCCGCCCCCACUGGCGACCAAGCAGCAGUAUUUGUGUCAGCCGCUCCUGGACGCCGUCAUGGCCAACCUCCGCUCGCCCGUCUUCAACCACUCUCUGCACCGCACCUUCGCCCCCGCCAUGGCCGCCAUUCACGGCCCCCCCAUCACCGGUCCCCCCGUCUCGUCCCGCAAGAGGAAGUCGGACGAGGACGAGCGCCAGACGGUCCCCGACAUCCUGCAGGGGGAGGUGGCCCGCCUGGACGUCAAGUUCCUGGUGCACCUGGACCCGGCCCACUGCAGCAACAAUGGCGCCGUGCACCUGGUGUGCAAGUUGGAGGACAAAAACCUCCCCAGUGUUCCUCCACUGCAGCUCAGCGUUCCUGCUGACUAUCCAGACCAAAGUCCCUACUGGGCCGACCACGCCGAUCAGUACGGCGCCAACCACUUCCUGCAGGCGGUGCACAGGACCCUGGCGUCCAAGCUGCUGCAGCUUCCCGACAAACACUCGCUGACGGAGGUUCUGCACACGUGGGCGCAGAGCGUCCGCCAGGCCUGCUUGUCCGCCGCGUGAAGUGGCCGGCGCGACCAGAUGACGACUGGUUCUCUUUUAAAGAUCAAUAAAACCCCUUUUCAUAUGC